Effrenium voratum is the source of this 1370-nucleotide messenger RNA. Lineage: Eukaryota; Dinophyceae; Suessiales; Symbiodiniaceae. The record is from the annotation of a GenBank genome assembly.
AGCAUUUUGCUCAUAAACCUCCUGCCCAUCUCGCCUUAGACAUGUCGUCUAAGAUCCUGAUCGGCGCUGCCCUGGCCGGCACCUGGGCUUUCACAGCGCCCUCCGCCCCACGAACCGCAGCUCCGGGGCUCCGCGGGGCCAGCGCCAGAAGUGCCCGCAGCAGCUCUAGCAGCAGCGCCAGCGCUGUGGGCGUUGGCGGCGCCGUGGUAGCCGCAGCAGUCGCGGGCGCGCGCAGGUCCAGGGUGCCGCGCCACUCGGAUGAGGCUUACGGUGCGUCGCACACGUCCUUCUACACGGAUGCGGUGGCAAAGGACAAGUACGACACCUUAGAGGAGGUCUUGGCAGAAAAGCUGAAGGAUGAGAAGCUGAAGGGCAUGGUCAAUGAGCUGCUGGAUGCUUGUGUGAAGAUCACCGAGGCCUUGCGCGUGAAUCUGGUCACUGUGAACGAUGCCUCCAACGCCUUCGGUGACCGCCAACUCACGGUGGACGUGAUCGCGGACAACUUGCUCUGGGACUUGGCCAAGGGCUCGAAGUACGUUUGCGAGGCGUCCUCGGAAGAAGAGCCAGAGAUUGUGAAGACCAACUCGGAUGGGCAGUUCGUGCUGUGCUGGGACCCACUGGAUGGCAGCUCCAUCGUGGACAACAACUGGGCGGUGGGCACCAUCGUCGGGGUGUGGGACAAGUCCACAGGGCUCAUUGGUGCCACAGGCCGGGACCAGGUCAUGAGCAUCGUUGCCCUGUAUGGGCCUCGUACCACUGUGUUCAUCACGUUGGAUGAUGGCGUCUACGAGUUUACCCUGGGUGAUGGCAACAAGUGGAUCUGCUCCAGGGACAAGAUUCAGAUCAAGACUGAGUGCAAGAUUUUCGCGCCUGCGAACAUGCGCGCGGCUCAGGAGGUGGACGGCUACAACAACCUCAUCCAGCACUACAUGACCAACAAGUUCACUCUGCGCUAUACUGGCGGUCUGGUGCCCGAUGUGUGCCAGCAGUUCACCAAGGGCCAGGGCGUUUUCACCAACCCCACUUCCAAGGUGUCACCGGCGAAGCUGCGGCUGGCCUUUGAGGCGGCACCCUUUGGGCGGCUGGUGGAGAUGGCCGGGGGCAAGACCAGCGACGGGGUCUCAGGGCAGAGCGUCCUGGACAUGAAGAUCGAGGCGGUCGACCAGCGCACAGCUUUGGCCAUCGGCUCUGCAGAUGAGGUGACACGCUUCAACCAGAUGGUCCUGCAAAAGUAGGAGCCAGCGCCGGAAUUUUCUAUCCGCCGUGAGCCGGCGGCAGUUCUCCAAGUUUUGGUUUAACAAGUCCGCAGGAGUGAGGGCUGGCCAAUUUUCGGGAGUGCUGGAUGACGCAGAUGACAAGACGCAGCGGAC